CCGCCUGCCUGCUUGUCCUCAAUGAAGUCUUUGUCAAGACAGUGGAGCAUGAAGCCGAGAACAAACAGAGUGGAAUCCCUGCAGGGGCGACAACACACUUUGGCUACAGCUUCGUUCUAUCGUGGCUCGUCUUCGUCUUCUUCGUCCUGGCAGGCCUCAUCUUCCUGUUCAUGUCGCACAAGAAGAAGGCCGAGUACGCGGACAGCAACGACGCCAUGGAGGAUGAACCGAUGGAGAUCUUCCGCCGGUAG
Messenger RNA from Candidula unifasciata, 251 nucleotides. NCBI's taxonomy places the organism in Eukaryota, Metazoa, Mollusca, Gastropoda, Stylommatophora, Geomitridae. The record is from the annotation of a GenBank genome assembly.